Messenger RNA from Pipistrellus nathusii (Nathusius's pipistrelle), 1599 nucleotides. NCBI's taxonomy places the organism in Eukaryota, Metazoa, Chordata, Mammalia, Chiroptera, Vespertilionidae. The record is from the annotation of a GenBank genome assembly.
AUGCCCGGAGCCUGCGGCCCCCUCGCGCUCCUCCUCUGCGGCUGCUGCGCGGCGGCCCUGGGCGCCCACACCCACCCCGGGGAGCACGGCGCGGCGGCGGACUUGGAGGACGGCGACCCCGGACAGUACGUGGCCGCGGUGUACGAGCACCACUUGAUCUCCAGCCCAAACCCGCUCGCUCCCACCAGCCGCAGGCAGGCCUUGGAGCUGAUGAACCAGAACCUGGACGUCUAUGAGCAGCAAGUGAUGACCGCCGCCCAAAAGGGAGUACAGAUUAUAGUGUUUCCAGAAGAUGGCAUUCAUGGAUUCAACUUCACAAGAGCAUCCAUUUACCCAUUUUUGGACUUCAUGCCGCCUCCCCCGCUGGUCAGAUGGAACCCAUGUCUGGAGCCCCACCGAUUCAAUGACACGGAGGUCCUCCAGCGCCUGAGCUGUAUGGCCAUCCAGGGGGGGCUGUUCCUGGUGGCCAACCUGGGGACGAAGCAGCCCUGUCAUCGCGGCGACCCGCGGUGCCCACGGGACGGGCGGUUCCAGUUUAACACGAACGUCGUGUUCAGCAGCAACGGGACCCUCCUGGGCCGCUACCGCAAGUACAACCUCUACUUCGAAGCGGCCUUCGACACCCCUCCCGACGUGGACCACACGGUCUUCGACACCCCCUUCGCCGGCAGGUUCGGCGUCUUCACCUGCUUCGACAUCCUGUUCCUCCGCCCCGCCGUCGAGCUGCUCCUCCGGGACCCCGGGGUGCGGCACGUGGUGUUUCCGGCCGCCUGGAUGAACCAGCUGCCGCUCCUGGCGGCCAUUCAGAUCCAGAGCGCCUUCGCCAGGGCCUUCGGGGUCAGCGUCCUGGCCGCCAACCUCCACCAGCCGGCCCUGGGGAUGACGGGGAGCGGCAUACACACGCCUCUCACGUCCGUCUGGCACCACGACGCGGACAGCCUCACAGGCCACCUUCUCGUGGCCCCGGUGGCCAGGAACCCGCAGCGUCUCGGCGCAGAGAAUGCCACCGGGAAGACGGACCCGUCCCACAGCAGGUUUCUGAAACUCCUGGCGGGCGAUCCCUACUGCGAGAAGGACUCUCAGGAAGUCCAUUGCGACGGAGCCGCCCCGCGCUGGAACACGGAGGCCCCUCCCGUGUUUCACGCCGAGAUGAUGUAUGACAACUUCACCCUGGUCCCCGUGUGGGGCCGGGAGGGCCACCUCCGGGUCUGCGCCCGUGGCCUCUGCUGUCACGUACUUUACCAGAGGCCGUCCGUGUCCGGCGAGCUGUACGCCCUCGGGGUGUUCGACGGCCUUCACACCGUGCACGGCACCUACUAUGUCCAGGCGUGCGCCCUGGUCAAGUGCGGAGGCCUCGCCUUCGAGACCUGCGGCCAGGAGGUCACCCAGGCCGCCGGGCUGUUCGAGUUCCACCUGUGGGGGAACUUCAGCACGUCCUACAUCUUCCCAAUGCUCCUGACCUCGGGGAUGACCCUGGAGACCCCGGACCAGCUGGGCUGGGAGAAUGACCACUACUUUCUGAGGGAGCGCGGACUGUCCUCUGGCCUGGUGACGGCCGCCCUGUAUGGGCGGCUGUACGAGAGGGACUACGGGAAGUGA